Messenger RNA from Canis lupus familiaris (dog), 1082 nucleotides. RefSeq names its product isoamyl acetate hydrolyzing esterase 1 (putative) (gene IAH1). NCBI's taxonomy places the organism in Eukaryota, Metazoa, Chordata, Mammalia, Carnivora, Canidae. Bases 70 to 714 code for a protein of 214 amino acids. Gene Ontology annotation, molecular function: hydrolase activity, acting on ester bonds. The record is from RefSeq and is a predicted model, not a curated record. The transcript has 7 exons.
UCGGGUGCCGCCCCGCCCCCCGCCCCGCCCGGAUAUCCGGCCCGGCCCCGCCGCUCGCUGGUAAGCGACAUGGCGCUGUGUGAGGCGGCGCGCGGCGGGUCGUCCCUGCUCUGGCCGCGGGUGUUGCUCUUCGGAGACUCCAUCACCCAGUUCUCUUUCCAGCAGGGUGGAUGGGGAGCGUCCCUGGCUGACAGGCUGGUCAGAAAAUGUGAUGUUCUGAAUCGUGGAUUUUCAGGUUACAAUACCAGAUGGGCCAAAAUCAUCCUUCCGAGAUUAAUCAGGAAAGGGGACAGUCUGGACCGCCCAGCAGCAGUGACAAUUUUCUUCGGUGCCAAUGACAGUGCACUGAAAGAUGAGAAUCCCAAGCAGCACAUCCCCCUGAACGAGUACGUGGCGAACCUAAAGAGCAUGGUGCAGUACCUGAAGUCCGUGGAUGUCCCUGAGGACAGGAUCGUUCUCAUCACGCCGCCCCCACUCGGGGAGGCUGCGUGGGAGCAGGAGUGCCUCCUGCAAGGCUGCAAAUUAAAUCGUCUGAACUCGGUUGUUGGUGAAUACGCAGGCGCCUGCCUCCAGGUGGCCCAAGACUGUGGGAUCGAUGUCCUUGACCUGUGGACCCUGAUGCAGGAGGACACACAGGCCAGGAGCAGCAGAGGACAGCAUCCAGGGUCCUGGCUUCGUCUGGGUUGGCGUCCAUCUGAGAAGUUUGAGAACUGAACGCUACUGUAUGAGGGGCUCUUACAAAGAACGCUUGAAGGACUUCUCGUCCUAUCUGUCAGAUGGACUGCACUUGUCACCAAAGGGAAAUGAGUUCUUGUUCUCCCACCUGUGGCCUCUGAUAGAGAAGAAAGUCUCCUCCUUGCCUUUGCUGCUCCCUUACUGGCGAGACGUAGCAGAAGCCAAACCAGAACUAAGUCUUCUGGGAGACGGGGACCAUUAACCACAGAAAACCAAGUCUGGCCAUUAACUUGCCAGAAGUGACAAAGAUAAGUGAUCAGACCUUUGCUCAUGACCUUGGAAUAAAAAACGCUGAACCUCCCCCACCAAGAUUAAUAAAAGCAUUAGAAUUUUUAGGGAAGCUCUCA